Pieris brassicae (large cabbage white) is the source of this 4212-nucleotide messenger RNA. It is a transcript of the gene Upf1, whose product is annotated as regulator of nonsense transcripts 1-like. NCBI's taxonomy places the organism in Eukaryota, Metazoa, Arthropoda, Insecta, Lepidoptera, Pieridae. Gene Ontology annotation, molecular function: ATP binding; RNA helicase activity; RNA binding. The coding region runs from base 249 to 3362 and encodes 1037 amino acids. The transcript has 10 exons. Gene Ontology annotation, cellular component: cytoplasm. The record is from RefSeq and is a predicted model, not a curated record. Gene Ontology annotation, biological process: nuclear-transcribed mRNA catabolic process, nonsense-mediated decay.
UUGGCUAGUGAAAAUAACCUACAUUAAGGGAACCAAUAGUCAAUAAUUGUACCCAUAGGUCAGAGACAAAAUAGAAAAAAAACUUUAGACUAUGCUACGUGCUAACAUGGCGAAAAUUCUUGAUCAUCAACAUCACCAAUAGUAGGAAAUCGAGAACAGUUUGUUAUGGGAUUUUCCUCAGCUUUAGCAACUUUUAUCCUUUUCGAAAAAAAUAUUUCCUACCUUUAUUUUAAUUACUUUGUAACAAAAUGAGCGUUGAUGCGUAUGGACCUAGCUCUCAAACGCUCACGUUUUUGGAUACUGAAGAAACGGAUCUUAUUGGCGCCGAUACUCAAGGGUCUGAAUUCGAGUUUACAGAUUUUACUUUACCAUCCCAAAGUCAAACGCAGGCAUCUCAACAUGACCAUGGUCUGCCCUCUGCCAAUCAGGUUAAUGGCUUGGGGAGAUCGGACAUUAGUUCAAAAUUGGCAAGUGUAACCAAUGCAAUUGCUGAAUUGCAAUUUGAGGAAGAUGAUGAAGCUUUGUAUAGUAGCAAGGAAUUGCCUGAUCAUGCUUGCAAAUACUGUGGGAUACAUGACCCAUCUACUGUGGUUAUGUGCAACAUUUGCAACAAAUGGUUUUGCAAUGGCCGUGGAAAUACAUCUGGAUCCCAUAUAAUUAAUCAUCUGGUAAGAGCUAAGCAUAAGGAAGCAGCAUUGCACCGUGAUGGACCUCUUGGAGAAACCCUACUUGAGUGUUACUCUUGUGGAGCACGGAAUGUCUUUGUUUUAGGAUUUAUCCCUGCUAAAGCCGAUUCAGUUGUUGUUUUACUAUGCAGGCAACCAUGUGCAGCUCAAAGCUCCUUGAAAGACAUGAACUGGGAUCAAGAACAGUGGAAGCCUUUAAUUUCGGAUCGAGCAUUUCUAUCAUGGCUAGUCAAGGUACCAUCUGAAGCAGAACAGAUGAGGGCACGUCAGGUAACACCUCAACAAAUAGGGCGCUUAGAAGAACUUUGGCGCGACAAUGUGGAUGCAACGUUCCAGGACUUGGAGAAACCUGGUGUAGAUGAGGAGCCACAUCAAGUAUUGUUAAGAUAUGAAGAUGGAUACCAAUACCAAAAUAUUUUUGGCCCAUUGGUUAAACUUGAGGCGGAUUACGACAAGCGGCUCAAGGAAUCGCAGACCCAAGAAGGUAUUGAAGUCCGUUGGGAUGUGGGACUAAAUAAAAAGACCAUUGCCUACUUCACUCUGGCAAAAACUGACAGUGACAUGAAACUUAUGCAUGGAGAUGAGUUAAGAUUAAGAUAUGUAGGCGAGUUGCACAAGGCUUGGUCCGGCGUGGGUCACGUGAUCAAGGUGCCUGAUAACUACGGCGAUGACGUUGGUCUAGAACUAAAGAGCGGCGCCGGCGCACCACUGGAUUGCACUUCCAACUUUGUCGUAGACUUCAUUUGGAAGAGUACUUCUUUUGAUCGAAUGCAACUAGCACUGCGGAAAUUCGCGGUCGACGAAUCAUCGGUCUCGGGAUACAUCUACAGACGACUUUUGGGACAUGAGGUGGAAGAAGUAUUGUUCAGAGUGCAUCUCCCUAAACACUUCAGCGCGCCGAACUUGCCUGAUCUUAACCGAUCUCAGGUAUAUGCUGUUAAGCACGCCUUGCAACGUCCACUUUCCUUGAUCCAAGGUCCACCUGGAACUGGAAAAACUGUGACUUCAGCCACUAUUGUUUAUCAACUUGUGAGGCAGAACGGUGGACCGGUACUUGUCUGCGCACCUUCAAACACUGCGGUAGACCAACUAACUGAGAAAAUUCAUAGAACUGGACUCAAAGUAGUUAGGCUCUGCGCCAAGUCCCGUGAAGCUAUGGAGUCAUCCGUUUCUUUUCUGGCCCUACACGAACAGGCUAGAGUUUUAGGGUCAGCUGAUAGUGAGCUUCGCAAGCUUACAAGAUUGAAGGAGGAAGCUGGUGAAUUAUCCGCAGCUGAUGAACGCAGAUACCGUGCCUUACGUCGGGCCGCUGAAAGAAGACUCUUGGAUGCUGCUGACGUUGUCUGCACCACUUGUGUCGGAGCUGGAGAUCCUAGGGUGGCGAGAAUGCGUUUCCAGUCCAUUCUUAUUGAUGAAGGCAUGCAGUCCACUGAGCCAGAGUGUAUGGUACCAGUUGUGCUCGGAGCUAGACAGCUGAUCCUCGUCGGAGAUCAUUGCCAGUUAGGCCCAGUUGUGAUGUGCAAGAAAGCGGCCAAGGCAGGACUAAGCCAGAGCUUGUUCGAGCGUCUCGUUGUUCUCGGCAUCAGACCAUUCCGCCUCGAAGUUCAAUACCGUAUGCACCCGGAACUAUCGCGAUUCCCGUCAGAUUUCUUCUAUGAAGGUUCCUUGCAAAAUGGAGUAAGCGCAGAAGAAAGACGCCUACACAAAAUCGAUUUCCCGUGGCCGAGACCAGAUAGACCCAUGUUCUUUUAUGUGACUCAAGGACAGGAAGAAAUCGCUGGGUCGGGAACAUCUUAUCUGAAUCGUACCGAGGCCGCCAAUGUGGAGAAACUUACAACCCGCUUUUUAAAGGCUGGUGUGAGACCAGAACAGAUCGGUAUCAUCACGCCAUAUGAGGGACAAAGAUCUUACCUGGUACAGCACAUGCAGUACCAAGGAAGCUUACACGCGAAGCUUUACCAAGAGAUUGAAGUGGCAAGCGUGGACGCGUUCCAAGGCCGAGAGAAGGACAUCAUUAUAAUGUCGUGCGUCCGCUCCAAUGAACAUCAGGGAAUUGGAUUUUUAAGCGAUCCGCGCCGUUUAAACGUCGCCUUGACUCGAGCCAAGUACGGUUUGAUUGUUGUCGGCAAUCCUAAAGUUUUAAGCAAGCAGCCACUAUGGAAUCAUCUCCUGGCAUUUUACAAAGAACGUCGCGUGCUAACCGAAGGACCGCUGUCGAACCUAAAAGAGUCCGCAAUACAGUUCGCCAAGCCGAAAAAACUAGUGAACGCUCAGAAUCCCGGGUCGCACUUUAUGUCGACGUCCAUGUUUGACGCCCGCGAGGCUAUGGUGCCGGGGUCUAUCUACGACAGAGCGAGACCGUUGAGAGAUCCGUUGGCGUACGUCGGGCCAGAGCGGGCGGCGAUGUUGCACGCGCCCGUGCCGCCGGCCGCUUUCUCCGCCCAUCGAGGUCUCCAACGCCCGCCCAUGAACAUGAACCAACGGAGCAGGAAGCGUCCGCCCCGGUUAUCGCAGGAGCCGUUGUCCCAGCAAGCGCCGCUGUCUCUGUCCCAGGGAGCGUCCCAGCCGGACUUCAGUCAGGAAUCCCUCGCGCCGGACUGUCCGUCCCAACCGGACGGCCUCCUGUCCCAGGACUCCACAUACCAGGGCGGGUUCCGCGCGCGAAGCCAGUACUGAUAGCAGCCGGACGCCGCGGCACCGACCGACAAGCUCCCGACGGGACACGGCACCGACAGACGCCGACGCGAUCACCGACGAGACACGGACGAGUGGAUGUAUCUGCGCAGUGGACCUCACUAAGGCCUCGGACCUUCCGACCGGUGACUCGAGAGGGCGCUAUCGGUCGGCACGGUGAGGGCUGCGGGGUCAAGGUGAUGUCAGACAGCGGCGGUGGCCGCCGGCGGGUUCCUCGCAGACCUGAGUAACGCUCCUUCGAAAUUGUGUCACGGCAUCCACGCGUAGUGCAUCACGGUACAUCUGUGCCGGGUUUACAUUUCACACAGGGAUAGAAUUGUACCGAUUCGAACCCAUUUUCAAUAUCGUGCGUUGAUUUUGCGACCAUCGAGCACAAAACGCUUCGAUCGAAGCGAUCGUGUACCACAGAUCUUUCGGUACGAGAAACAUUCAUUCACCCUUCAGUAGUGUUUCAUUUUUUUACACAAAAUCAAUUAGCCGGUUAGCAUUAAGGGCAUGUGGUUUACGUUUCGUUGCUAUCGUCCUCAUAUAAAUUAUUGACGCGACGUUUAUGAAUUGUUAAGUCAAAUCUAUUAGACAAUAUAUCAGCAAUAAUAUCGUUGUUUUUCCUUCUACAAUAUGUUGUAAACAUUUUUAUAUUACGUUGAAUAUAGCAUUCUUCUUUAACAUUACAACCCACUUUUAUUUAUUUUUCUUAUUUUAAUUUUAUGUAUUUAGGUCUUUCGAUGAUUUUCUAAUUGUAAGAUUGUUUUAAAAACGACAAAACGAUUUACUUUUUCAUAUUUUACUAGGCUCUUGUGUGUAUAUGUAAUAAACAUGCAUUGAAAUAUUG